UAUAAGCUUUAGAAAUCCACAAAAUCAAAGACCAACUUGUUAAUCGUAGAAAAAGUGCAUAUUGACAAAAACCCUAACUCUUCGUCGCUGUUGCUUUCUCCGUCAUCGCUAUCGCUCUUCGUCGCUUACGAAAAUGGAGGAUUCUCCAGUAAGAAGGCUUUCAAGGUCCCCUUCUCCAUGGAGGGCUCAAUCAAGAUCCAGGUCUCGGUCGGGAUCCCUUGAAAGGCGCAGACCUACGUCUCGAUCAAGGUCUCCUGAAAUGCAAAGGCCUAGGUCUCUUUCAAGGUCUCCUGAAAUGCAGAGGCCUAGGUCUCUGUCAAGGUCUCCUGGAAUGCAAAUGCACAGGUCUCGGUCAAGGUCUCUCGAAAGGCAAAGGCCUCCUAGGUCUCGGUCAAGAUCUCUUGAAAUGCAAAGGCCUAGAUCCCCCUCGAGAAGUCGUGGCAGAUCAAGAUCAAGAAGUCCUGAUAGGAAUGGUGGGGAUACACUUUAUGUGACUGGCCUAUCUUCAAGGGUCACUGAGAGAGACCUAGAGGAGCAUUUCUCUAAGGAAGGAAAGGUUGCUUCAUGUUUUCUUGUGGUGGAGCCCCGUACGCGUAUAUCUCGAGGUUUUGCGUUUGUCACUAUGGAUUCUGUUGAGGAUGCAAAUCGCUGUAUCAAGUACCUCAAUCAAUCUGUUUUAGAGGGUCGCUAUAUCACUGUUGAGCGGUCAAAGAGAAAGCGACCAAGAACUCCCACGCCUGGGCACUAUCUUGGGCUGAAAAAUACUAGAGACUAUGGACCUCCGCGUGGUGACCGUGGAAGGCAUCGGGGUGGAUUUGGCCGUGAUGAUUAUCCAUAUCGAGGUGGCAGGGAUUAUUCACCAAGGCGCUCACCUUAUCGAGGUGGCAGGGAUUAUUCACCAAGGCACUCUCCCUACGGUGGAAGGUAUAGGAGGGAUAGGUCUAGGUCGCCUUAUGCUCCAUAUGGUAGCCCAGAUAGGAGGUAUGCUCGUGGGCCUAGGUGAUAUUUGACAUUAGUUUGUUUUGAUAUCUGAAGUUAGAAGAGGGAAAGCAAAAACCGUUUAGUUGCUAUUUGCUAUGGUACUCUGACUGUAAGAUUAUGCCUAUAUGUGUUUUAGAGGUAAUUUGCACUCUGCAGUUAUUAUUGUAUGAUGAUGCCUAUAUGUGUUUUAGAGGUAAUUUGCACUCUGCAGUUAUUAUUGUAUGAUGAUGAUGAUGAUGAUGAUUGUAUCUUCAAUACUUGUUUGUUGGUGA
Trifolium pratense (red clover) is the source of this 1253-nucleotide messenger RNA. RefSeq names its product serine/arginine-rich splicing factor SR45a. The coding region runs from base 134 to 1003 and encodes 289 amino acids. The transcript has 8 exons. Gene Ontology annotation, biological process: positive regulation of mRNA splicing, via spliceosome. The record is from RefSeq and is a predicted model, not a curated record. Gene Ontology annotation, cellular component: spliceosomal complex. Gene Ontology annotation, molecular function: RNA binding. Lineage: Eukaryota; Viridiplantae; Streptophyta; Magnoliopsida; Fabales; Fabaceae.